GUAGUCGAUGAAGGAACGGAAAGAAACAGGAAGAAGAAGACGAAGAAGACGACGACAACGACGGCGAGGAGAUCAGCGUUAUGAUGUCUGCGACCAAGAGACUAGAGAGGGAGCUCAGUGACAUCAUUAAAACUGGGAUCAAGCAUUUCCGCAACAUUCAAGUCGACGAAUCAAAUAUCUUGAUCUGGAAUGGGCUCAUUGUUCCUGAUUGUCCUCCAUAUGACAAAGGAGCGUUUCGCAUUGAGAUCAUCUUCCCUGCCGAGUACCCCUUCAAGCCACCCAAGAUCACCUUCAAGACAAAAAUCUACCAUCCCAAUAUUGACGAGAAGGGUCAGGUCUGCCUGCCUGUCAUCAGUGUAGAGAACUGGAAACCAGCAACAAAAGCCACCCAUGUGAUUGAGUGUCUCAUUACUCUGGUGCUCACCCCCCAGCCCGAGCACCCGCUGAGGGCAGACCUGGCGGAGGAAUACACUAAAGACCACGGUAAAUUCAUGAAGAAUGCUGAGGAGUUCACAAAGAAACACAGUGAAAAGCGACCUGUGGACUAACGUCACAACACUGACACAGCUCUUGGCCUCCUUUCUGUUUCCUGUUGAAAGAGCUCACCCUGACUCUCUGUUCUUAUCUCAAAAACCACACAGAGUUGCCCUGAUCUUGCGUACCUGCAUUGUUUUAGCACUCUGCAACCACAAAUAGAGGAUUGUGUUUCUGUUUCACUUUGCCAAAAAAAGAAUGAGUAAGCAGGACUUUUGGUGAAUAGGCAGGCUCUGGCCUCUAGGUGUCACCUUUUGAUUUGUUGAUGACUUCUUUCUAGAAAAACAAGAAAAUUGUCUGAGGUGGCAUCCUGCGAAGUAAAAUAUCUGGAAUAAUAAAAAUGCUGUUCUUCUUACUUAAAUGUUGAAUGUGUUCUCAGAUUGAUAAUUAGUUUAUGCAGACCUGUUUACAGAUUUUAAAGCUUUGUUUUCAGAAGUUAAAAUUGUGCAGCAUCUAAUGCUUGUUUAUAUCUUUUCUCCCUAUUUGCCUUUUGGUUCUGUCUGUACCCUUUAAAAUCACCUGUUGCAGUACAUGGAAAAGUUUGUUACUGAUUCAGAACUUGUAAAAACGGUUUACCAAAUGCAACGACAUCCAUUUGUCCUUUUUGAAAUGUCUUUGUAUUUUGAAACAUUUGGAGACAGAAAUCCCUUAUAACUAUUAUCCCCCCCCCUCCUCUGUUGGCCACCUAGGAAAUUACACACAGUCAGUGAGCAUUACAUUACUUUUGAUGCAGGUGGGGAAUCGGAUGUUUUUGUUUUGAUGAUAUAACUACUGGAUGUCUGGAUACCAGACAUAGUUCUUAGGGCAAGUCACAGUUACUCUUGUCUCUUAAGGUAUCUUUCGUGACAGAAGUAAGACAAACCCUUUGUAUUAAAACUAUUAUUAACACAGGGUUGAUCUUUUGCACUGUUCAAUGUCAAUUAUUCACACUCACUGACAACAUUGUCAUACCAGGAGCAUUAUAUACAAAGCACUGAUUGGUUGUUGGAAUUGCAAUUGGUUUUCUGUCUGCUGUUAAUGUUUCUGUGAUCAGCAGGUGAACAGCUCUAAUUUAAAAGCUUUCCUCAUCAAUAAUCACAAGUGUCUGACGAAUCCUAGCACAGCACCAGCCCGCUCUCUGCUGUCAACACAUCAACCUGCAGGUGGUUAACGGCGGUCUUCAUUGAAUAAAGAUCUGUGAUGGAUGCUUA
Molecule: messenger RNA, 1724 nt
Organism: Paralichthys olivaceus (Japanese flounder)
Lineage: Eukaryota; Metazoa; Chordata; Actinopteri; Pleuronectiformes; Paralichthyidae
Product: ubiquitin-conjugating enzyme E2 L3-like
Source: RefSeq, a predicted model, not a curated record